AUGGAAACGCCUUCCAUUGGAAGUGAAAUAGAAGAAGGUACACUUGCCAGUGAAGGGCGAGCUGCUCGUGAUGAUGGAAGUCGUACAAUUAUCUGGUGUGUACCUCGCUCUGUUUCUACGGCUCUCACAAAGUGUCUUAGUUUCAUUGAAGGUAUCCAAGUUUGGCUAGAACCCUACAGCUACUGCCGAACCACCCGAGUGAUUAUAAAGCAACAGCUAGACCUUGAUGUACCGGCCGAAUACGAAGGGAAUGAAGAGAUUUAUAAACGAAUGACUGAUCACUUUAGAGAGACUGGGCAGGGGAACACAACGAUACACGAAAACCUAUCUUAUGCAUCGAUCGGUCGUUUUUUGGAGCAUUCGGUAAGCCGUCAUGUCUUGGUGAAGGAUAUGGCCUUUGCUCUGUCCCCCGAACAGUACAAGUUCCUUCCAAAGGGCUUCAAGCAUAUCUUCUUAAUUCGACAUCCUCUUAGAGUGUUUAAUUCGCUUCAAAAAUCGGUAUUUGGCCAACUAUCAGCCUUGGGGAUGUUGAAAGGCGAAUCCGCAGUUGAGGAAACGUUCGACCUAGGACGCGACUACCCAUUCCCAAACGCAGGAGGUGGCUCAGUGCAUAAAGAUCUCUAUGACAUGUGGAAGUAUGUUAAAGAAAAUCUAGACGCCGAAUUCAUUGUUGUCGACAGCGACGAUCUGUUGGCGAAUCCAGCCGAAUUACUACCGAAGAUCUGCCGAGCGGCCGGGCUGCCAUACGACGAAUCGCUCUUGAAGUGGAAUGGGUCUUCCGAAGUGACGGAGAGUUGGAUGGUUCCUGCGGACGACAUCGUAAGUAAGCUGGUGUACUUCUACGACAGAGCUAUCAGGAGCAGCGAAUUUCUGCCGGCAAGCAAUAUGCCAUCACGUGACGACGUUCGACCUGACGUCAUUAGAUGUACCGAUCAGGCUAUGAAGUAUUAUGACGAAAUGUAUGAAGUCAGGAUCAAGUUCUAA
Messenger RNA from Strongylocentrotus purpuratus (purple sea urchin), 984 nucleotides. RefSeq lists its product as uncharacterized. NCBI's taxonomy places the organism in Eukaryota, Metazoa, Echinodermata, Echinoidea, Camarodonta, Strongylocentrotidae. The record is from RefSeq and is a predicted model, not a curated record. Bases 1 to 984 code for a protein of 327 amino acids. The transcript has 2 exons.